GUUCUUUAAUAUUUUAUACUUGCCCUGUUAACACAUCUUCAUCAGCAGCUGUGUUUAGCAGGGCUUGAAAAUAUAGGGUUUAGUGGUGGAGAAAGCAUGACAGACAAUUUAUCGACGGUCUUCUCAAAUGUUUUAUGGUUAUUCAUGGUAGAACCCGGUUUUAAUUUUUUCCUGCUCAGUCCUCCUAAAGCUGUACGUAAUAAAAUCAGCUAUCUGUAAUUCAGUUAAAUUUACCUGAUAACCUUUUCAGUCUUCUUUUAACUAUUCCAAGUUUGGAUUCAAUUUUUUUUUUGUUUAUUUCUUGACCACUGCUUAGUGGAGGUUCUUUUUUCAUAUAAACUAAAGGAACGUAAUCCGGACGUUUUUCGAAGUUAUCAUUUUUUUUCCUAUAAAAAAUGACUUAUAAUAUUACAAAAAAACAUUAAAAACAUGUUUCGUAUCAUUAUUGUAACCAAAUGCGCCAUUUAGAAAAUGUUUGGACCACACAUAAAUAUACUUUGUUUGCGGCGACAACUUUUGUUUAUGUCAACAUUUCCUUCAGCAUCAACGUAACCACGUCUGAUAGCGUUUAGCCAUAACUUUUUUUUUAUCUUGAAGAACUAUGCAAAUAUUCAACUCUGGACGAUUUUUAACAAAAUUGUUACACUUUUUAACAUUUUUGGCAUAGGGACGAGCUAGCUACAACCUGCACCAAUCACCCCUAGUUAAAAUAGCUACCGCAUUACAUCAUUUUUUUUAAAGUCACGUUUUUGUUCAGUUAACGCCAAAGUUGCGUCAUUUUUACCAACGAUAAACAAAAUUAUUUUGCUAAAUAAAUGCAGUUAGGUAGCUACACCUAUUAUUACUGCCAUGAAAACUUAUUCUGCAAAAUUAAAUGACUGAGUGAUAUUUUUAACUGGACAGGGUAACAACAAGCUUCUUCCUGUGUUUUAUUUAAACAGAAGUUGCGAUAAUUUUUUUUGCGAAAGGGUAAUAUGCCUAUAUCCCCGUCCAACUCUGUUUAACUGUACUAACCGCUCAGUCAUGUGUUAACAAUGGCUAAAUUUUGUCUUCAUCCAGACCUGCUGAUUUUCAAAAUCUACCCCUCGCCCAGAACUCCCUCACCUCCCCCACCAACCCCUUUCUCCCUUAAAAAAAUGCAUUCUACCCCACUAAGUGUGGGGUAGAAUGUAUUUGUUUUUCCCUUGCUUAAUACACAAAUUAUUUCAAUUUAUCUCAGAAAUAGAAAGAAUAAUAACAAAUUGUGAGAAGAAAAUGUUCGCGGUUUGCGGUUACAAAUUGCAACGGAAGUAGAACGUGACACAAAAUCGGAUUACAAAAAAGCGUUGUGAUUACAAGUCGAAUAAUGUUUUGCCAUCAAAUAGCUAUCCAUGAUACGACAAAGAUCGCUAGUUAAGAUAAACAAGGGACGCCCAGUUUUACUGUUAUUUAGAUUGUUUUGGAACAUUCUUCAUAAUGAGUCAAACAAGAGAUUUAGGAAGGGCAGAGAAAAAAAAAGUCCCGCCUCUUAUUUGCAAUGUUGUUGUACCAACUCUACUUUCCACGAAGUCCCCAAUCAACACUGAUUUGCUGAAGAAAGCUGUUUAUCACUUUAUUACAGUCCAACCAAAUUUAAGUGCCGGUAUAAAAGAAAUUGAUGGAAUCUGGAAGUUUGUCCCGUUAAAACUAAUUGACAAUUUCUUUGAGGUCCUACCAGAUACCUGCGAGUGGAAAGAUGUUUGUUUGAAGUAUUCCAAUGGAUUUCUUCGUGAACCUUCAGAGUGUGAGUUUUAUCCACCGUUAAAAGUAUUUUUUAUCAAGCAAUCAAUUGCAUCAGCUUACUUUAUCCCUGUUUACCUCCAUUAUGCCGCAGAUGGUAUUAAUGGCAUGUACAUGGUUCAUGAUAUUCUGAAAAAUUACACCAAACUGUGUAAAGGUGAAAAACUCGACGCUACAUCAUUUCCUCCACCACCAUCUGUUGAUGAUAUGGCUUUGUCUGGAUUAACUGACUCAGAUGACGAAUUAAGGGAGAAAUUUGAACUUCACCAAAGAGUUGCAUGUAAAUCAUUAAAUUUUUCAUUUCCGUUUGAAGAAAUAAGUGGAGCUGAAGCUCUUUAUUAUACAAGCACUGCGAAUGAGUACGAAAAUUUCUUAAGUGCUUGCCGCCACUAUCAAGUGACUGUAGGAGCAGCUCUCACUGCCUCGUUGUUUUUUGGCUUCGGUGGCUACAUGUUUCAAACUAAACCAGACUGCCCUGAAGAAUUAAAAAUUGGCAUUAACAUACCCAUUAAUCUUAGAGAUAGAGUUCCAAAUAAUAUCGCAAGUAAUUGCUGUAAUUUGACUGUCACGCAUUUUUUACUUGUCCGUCCUAUUACAAAAUUGACAAAAUUUUGGGAGUUGGCUCGCCAAAUCAGAGAGGUUUUGCUUGAAAAAAUGAAUGAGCAGCAUAAAUUUUAUUUAUUUGAUUUUGGUUGCAACGAAGGUGUUUGCAGCUCAGAGGAGAGAAAAGAUGCAAAAGAAAAGCAUGGAGUGCCUUUUCAUUCUUAUGUGUCUAACAUGAAAAGAUUUCCUGGUCCCGUUGACUUUGGAGAAUUUAGUGUUGAGUCUAUCCACUGUGCUGGAGGAACGUGGUUAACAGGUCGGGAUGUAAUGGAUUUUUUGAUUUAUUCAACAAACAAGUUCAAUCUGUCUAUUGUUCAUCGAAAGGGAGUAAAGAACAAGAAGAGAGCUGAGCAUGUUUUUGAAUACGUGAAGCAAAUUGUUGAGUCUGCUAGUAAGUGGAAGCAAGAUAAGUCUUUGGAAAACUGUGCAAGAAAUGUUAACUUGUGACUCAUUAACGUGAUGUUGUUGUUUGUACGUUAAAUUCCGACGAAGAUCAAAUUAUGAUUGAUUUUGAUAGAUUUUGAUAGAUUCUUUAAAUAAAUUUUAACGCCAAAAUUUUGCAAAUGUCUCUUCAUAAUUCAAAUUCUUUCGCUACUUAA
This is a messenger RNA of Hydractinia symbiolongicarpus, 2960 nucleotides long. RefSeq lists its product as uncharacterized. The transcript is spliced from 2 exons. The record is from RefSeq and is a predicted model, not a curated record. Lineage: Eukaryota; Metazoa; Cnidaria; Hydrozoa; Anthoathecata; Hydractiniidae. The coding region runs from base 1456 to 2808 and encodes 450 amino acids.